UUCUUUGGUGCAUUUAGCAUUAUCAUCGCGUCGAAUUGCGGGCCCUAAUUUCCGCAUAGAUUAUCCCUUUUACAAGUUGGGUACUUGGGUUGCUCUGCACCGAUACCUGAUCGAUGGCAGUGGAAUUGGGGAGACAGACCGAGACAUCCGUCGUUGAUCAGCUAAAUAGAGUCACGGAGAUGGAAAAGCCGGUUGGAAGUCGGCCAGUUUGGGGUGAAAUUGAGCUAGCCGAAAGCUACCUAGUUUGCUCUAUGUUUGAAGAUGCAUCAUCAUCAGCUUCUUCUGUUCUUAAACGUUUAUGUGACAAAGAACACAUCAACACAGUUGUAGAUGAUGAUAUUGAGCUUAAUGACAUGCUUGAAUCAGCUGGUAUGGUGUUUGUGCAGUCCUUGAAGGAACUUGGAAGGACAUUGGAAAUAAUAAGUGAGUUAACUCAGCUGUUCGAUUCACUUGCUGCCAUUCCAAUCCAAGUUUUCCUUGCUGGGGUAUGUUUUCAGAUGCAAGAAGACCCUCAAGGGGCUCAAAAAAAUCUUGAGGAAUUUUUAAGCAAAUGGAGAUUUGUUGAUGAAAAAUAUUAUAUUCUAGCAAGUUUAGAGACAAAAACAAAUACAAAAUCUUAUAUGGAAGGAUGUGGCAAUCGAUUUGUUCUAGAAGUAGAUACAUAUCUUCAAGUUGUUGAGGCAUAUAUAACACUUCUCUCAGGAACUAUAAAAGGCACAAAUCUUGCAAUUUCUUGGGUUGAGAAAGCUGCAUUACCCGAGCAUAUACGCCAGGAGCUUUUACGGCGUUUACAUUCCAUUCACUCUUCCAAGGAUACAGUAUCUCAAGCCUCCACGUCAGCAUUGGUAACCGACGAAAAUGUAACCUCAAGAUCUUCAAAAACCUUGGAAUCCGCGAAACAAAUCGAUGCAAAACAAGCAAUUUUAAGAUAUUCCGGACAACGUGUUCCUACAUUAUGGUGGUUCCGGACCCUUAAUGUAAAGUUUGGUGGGGUCCGGUUUGCAGUAUCAAAUGGAAGUAUCUUGAUCACGAUUUUCAUGCUUCUCACAUACUAUUAUAUGAGGAGGAAGAAAUAUACGAUAACAAGUAUUCUCAAAAAACAGGCCUUGUUUGUGAAGAAAUCUGUGAUAGACUUAUGGCAACUUGCAUUUUCAUACCAAGUAAAUCCAUUAGCUGCAGUUGAACCUCUCAUAACUCGCUAAUUAUAAUGUUAAAUUAUUUGUUUACAACACUUUACUCAAUAAUGUUAAUUAUUUUUAUCAUCCAAAAUCUGCAAUUAAUAACAAUGUACUUUUAUAUAUAGCAUUGUAUUUUUUUUUAUUAGGACAUUAUACUUCGAAAAAUCUAUGCAAUUUUAGUGAAAGUUUGUUUGUA
Molecule: messenger RNA, 1374 nt
Organism: Lactuca sativa (garden lettuce)
Lineage: Eukaryota; Viridiplantae; Streptophyta; Magnoliopsida; Asterales; Asteraceae
Gene: APEM9
Product: 3-phosphoinositide-dependent protein kinase-1
Biological process (GO): peroxisomal membrane transport
Source: RefSeq, a predicted model, not a curated record